Molecule: messenger RNA, 2748 nt
Organism: Spodoptera frugiperda (fall armyworm)
Lineage: Eukaryota; Metazoa; Arthropoda; Insecta; Lepidoptera; Noctuidae
Exons: 4
Coding region: 1-2748 (915 amino acids)
Biological process (GO): telomere maintenance; DNA repair
Molecular function (GO): DNA helicase activity
Source: RefSeq, a predicted model, not a curated record
AUGUGCUGCGCGUCAGGAAAAGUUCAACUACCCGACAUUGAAACACCACCGGAACCAUUGAACGGUUUACUUAUCGGCACGGAUCCAGAUUCUAACGUGUUCUUGAAGUCCAUUCGAACAUUCAAUUCAUGCUUUCAAAUGACAUCGUUCGGAGCAACAGAAAUAGUUCGAAAUACUAAUUCACUUGGUCAACAAUACAAUUCUACAUUUAAAAUUAGAGGCCAAGUUUAUCAUAAAAUAGGCUCAUUACUGCCAAUGCCAAACGAAGCACAUAAAUUUUUACAAAUCUACUUUAUGGGCGGCGAGGAUUCCGGAAGCGCACUUGCCAAUCGUGUGAAUGCACGUUGUGACUAUAACAACCUUGAUUCAUUUUUUGCCAAACGCAUCGUAAGCGAACUGGACGCUCUACUGAAUGAGCACAAUGAAUUGUUGAAAAUAUUCAAAUCACACAUGCAUAAAUUACAAAACGAUAACCACGCUAUUGUCAUUAAUCCUGAUAAAACACCAGCUGGAGAACAUAUUCGUAGAUUUAAUGCACCUGUUGUUGACGACGUUGCGGGAAUCAUGGUUGGCGAUUGUACAGGCACACGAGAAAUUGUGGUUCGUAGAAGGAGUAAUAAUCUUCAGUUCAUUGCUGAUACACAUCGUUCAUAUGAUGCUCUCCAAUAUCCGCUAAUUUUCUGGAAGGGACAAGACGGAUACUGCAUAAAUAUCAAACAACGCGAUCCCGUAUCAGGAGCCGAAACAAACAAGAACGUUAGCUCGAAAGAUUAUUAUGCGUACCGAUUGAUGAUUCGACGCGGCUGGGACAACGUCAUUCUACGAUGUCGCGAGCUUUGUCAACAAUUCAUGGUCGACAUGUACGCCAAGAUAGAAGGCGAACGACUACGAUACUUACGAUAUAAUCAACUCAAGCUACGUGCGGAAGAGUACAUUCACUUGCGGGACGCUAUUAACAACAACGCUGACGCUGCCGAAAUUGGUAACUCUGUCAUUCUACCGUCAUCGUAUGUGGGCAGUCCACGUCAUAUGCAAGAAUAUAUACAGGAUGCUCUGACUUUCGUGCGCGAAUAUGGACGACCGUGUUUAUUUAUCACGUUUACAUGUAAUCCAAAAUGGCCAGAGAUUGUAUCUUUGCUAUUGCCUGGCCAAAAUUCAAUCCAUCGUCAUGACGUUACAGCACGUGUGUUCAAACAAAAGUUGAAGUCUUUAAUAGGUUUCAUUACUAAAUUACAUGUAUUCGGCCGCACACGUUGCUGGCUGUAUUCAGUUGAGUGGCAAAAGCGAGGAUUACCUCAUGCUCACAUUUUGGUUUGGUUAAUCGAUAAAAUCCGUCCUGAAGAAAUCGAUAGUAUCAUUUCUGCAGAACUUCCAGAUCCGUCUACUGACCAACUGCUGUUUGAUAUUGUUACAGCGAACAUGAUUCAUGGUCCAUGCGGUACUCUUAAUCGUACAUCGCCUUGCAUGGCAGAUGGAAAAUGUACUAAAAAUUUCCCUAAAGAUUUCACGAACGAUACGAUCACAAAUGUCGACGGAUAUCCAAUAUAUCGUCGAAGAAGUCCCGAUAAUGGCGGAAGAUCAUUUAUUAAAAACAUCAACAACACAGACAUUGACAUUGAUAAUCGUUGGGUGGUACCAUAUUCACCUCUGUUGAGCAAGACGUACAAUGCUCAUAUUAAUGUUGAGUUCUGCAGUUCUGUGAAGAGCAUCAAAUACAUUUGCAAGUAUGUCCAUAAAGGCAGUGAUAUGGCUGUGUUUAGAGUGGAAAAUACUAACGUGAAUGCUCCACCAGUGAAUAAAAACGAUGAAAUAACACUUUAUCAAAUUGGUCGGUACAUCAGCUCCAAUGAAGCUGCUUGGCGUAUCUUUGGUUUCCCGAUUCAUGAACGGGAUCCAGCAGUUGUUCAGUUAGCCGUCCAUCUCGAAAACGGCCAGCGUGUAUUUUUCACGAACGAGACAGCAAUUGAUCGUGCUGUAAAUCCACCUAAAACUACACUCACUGAAUUUUUCGAAUUGUCUCGAGCACAGAUAUUGUGGGAUAAUCACAAAGAUUCAAUGACUGAUGAUAUAUUGCAUCAACAUCGUACACGAUGCAACGAUGUAACGAUAACGUUCAGCGACGCUAUGUACAAUGAAGCAUUGAUUGCUAUUGAAGAUCUCUGCAUUAUAAUUGCUAAUUUAUCACUCAGUCAUUUCGGUAUGAAUUCGCCAGAUCGAGCUACAUCUGAUUUAAUGAAUACGGAAAUGAAUCGUGAAAUGCAGUACAACACUGUAGAAAUGGCGGCGAUUGUUACUCGCAAUGUCCCAUUAAUGAAUGAGGAACAAAAAAUCAUUUACGACCGCAUUAUGCUCGCAGUUUCAGCAGGACAAGGUGGAUUCUUCUUUUUGGAUGCACCAGGUGGAACUGGAAAAACAUUCCUUAUUUCGCUAAUUCUUGCUGAAAUACGAUCAAAUAAUGGCAUCGCAUUGGCCGUUGCAUCGUCAGGCAUUGCUGCAACUUUAUUGGAUGGAGGCAGAACAGCUCAUUCAAUAUUUAAACUGCCAUUAAAUAUUCAAAAUAACCCUGACGGAGUGUGCAACAUAAAAAAACAAUCGUCCAUGGCCACCGUGCUGAAACAAUGUAAAAUUAUCAUCUGGGAUGAAUGUACUAUGGCGCACAAACAUUCACUUGAGGCGUUGAACAGGACGUUAAAAGAUAUCAAAAACAACGACAAACUAUUUGGCGGCACUCUGUGUGCCACCGCAUAA